CACUCACUCACUCAGGGGCAGCAGGCCAACAUCGGACAAUCCCUCCUUGAUCCGCAGGCUUUUUCUGCGGUCAGAACCUUAAAGCAGCCCUUUGCAGGAUGGCAUGUGGAGAGAUCGGGGACUCUGGAAGGUUCCACCUCCCCAGUCGUCAUCCUUGACCAAGAAUGGUUCAAUUCCGCGCUUUGAUAAGCGAUGAAUAAGGUGGGGCCCUGCUCAAGAAUUGUGCAUAAUCCGGCUGGAAUCGUGGGUACAGGAGGGACGGAAUAUCGGACAUCCACAUCUGCGCCAGAAGAGGUGGUGGUGGCGGUCGGUCUGGCGCAGGCCUAUAUAGUUGUGGAACUGUCGUCGUUGUUCCUGUCUUCUUUUUCUUCAACGCAACACAAUACUUCCUUGAGAUACCUUCUUUUGUUUCGAUUCUCUUUGCUUCUCGCUUCUCGCACAUUCACGCAUCCACAAUGGCCGCUCAAUUCAAGAACCCUGCCACCACCGCUCUCCUGGAGCUGGCCAAGACCCGCCGCUCCCACUACGCUCUCAAGGCUGAGAGCCCCAUCGCCGACGAGGCCAUUGAGCACCUCGUCCAGCAAGCUGUCCUGCAUACCCCCAGCUCCUUCAACACCCAGACCGGCCGUGUGGUCCUGUUGUUGAAGGAGGAGCACCAGAAGCUGUGGGACAUUGCCAUCGCCGCCCUGGAGGGUCUGGUCACUGCCGGCAGGGUCCCCAAGGAAACCUUCGAGAACCAGACCAAGCCCAAGCUCAACGCCUUCCGCAACGGCUAUGGCACUGUCCUCUUCUUCGUUGACUACGACGCCCUGGCCCCCAUCAAGGAGAAGUUCGCCAUCUACGCCGACAACUUCAACCCCUGGGCUCUCGAGUCCAACGCCAUGGCCCAGUACCUUGUCUGGACUGCUCUCGAGUCCGAGGGCUUCGGCGCCAACCUUCAGCACUACAGCCCCCUGAUCGACGACCAGAUUGCCAAGCAGUGGAACCUGCCCGCUUCCUGGAAGCUCGAUGCCCAGCUGGUCUUCGGUGUUCCCACCGCCCAACCCGGUGAGAAGACUUUUAUGCCUCUGGAGGAGCGCUUCAAGGUCUUUGGCAAGUAGGCGGCUUUCGGUGGUUAGCUUUUAGCUAUUUCAGCGAUGCAUUUUUGUUAUAGAGCUUGAU
Molecule: messenger RNA, 1161 nt
Organism: Aspergillus homomorphus CBS 101889
Lineage: Eukaryota; Fungi; Ascomycota; Eurotiomycetes; Eurotiales; Aspergillaceae
Product: nitroreductase family protein
Exons: 3
Coding region: 456-1100 (214 amino acids)
Biological process (GO): cellular response to oxidative stress
Source: RefSeq, a predicted model, not a curated record